AUGCCAUUCAGGAUCCUGGCUCUACUCCUAUCAGUAAUCCUACCUUUUGGGCACUUGGACUUGGUCCAAGGCACUGCCAUAAACAUCACAGAAGCUCCCUGGCAGGCAUCGGUUCUGGUGAACGACAAGCAUCGUUGCGGGGGAGUGAUCUACAGCAAGGAUGUCGUCUUAACCAUUGCUCAGUGUGUCAAAGGUGUCAGAACGGGUAACCUCGCUGUUCGAGUGGGAUCCGACAAGAAGGACCUCGGCGGUCAGGUGCUACCAGCAAACAGGGUGGUCACGCAAGCGUUGGGCCUGCUUCCCAGUGAUGUGGUCAUCAUAGCACUAGAGAAGUCCAUUGAUUUGGAUGACAAUGCCAAGUCCAUUGAUCUGGCCAGUAGGUUGCCCAAGCUGGAUACUGAGGCCUCAGUAACUGGCUGGACAGAGGUGGUGGGCGAAGACCCCGCAGAGGAAUUUUUAAUGAGAACAAACGUCACCGUUGUCGAAAAUUUAGAGUGCAGGAGCGAUGGUUUCUUUAUAAAGCGGAUUCUAAGGCCCAAUGAACUGUGUGCCUCGAAAUCAAACUCUACUAAUGUCGCCUGUCAAGGGUUCUCCGGCAGCCCCUUGGUCUCUGAUGGAAAGCUGAUUGGCAUCGCAUCCUGGAACGUGAAGUGCGAUUUUCUCCAAUCACCCAGUGUGUAUGCAGAUAUCGCGGUGAUUAAGCCAUGGAUCAGCAGCACCGCUAAGCUAUUGAAUGUUUUUUAA
Drosophila kikkawai is the source of this 744-nucleotide messenger RNA. Its product is annotated as trypsin alpha. Gene Ontology annotation, biological process: proteolysis. NCBI's taxonomy places the organism in Eukaryota, Metazoa, Arthropoda, Insecta, Diptera, Drosophilidae. The record is from RefSeq and is a predicted model, not a curated record. Gene Ontology annotation, molecular function: serine-type endopeptidase activity.